AUGAUUCGCCGAAUACUGCUUUUGACUCUGGGCACGCUGGCUCUAAUGGGCGGCUUGCCCAACUUCAUGAAACAGGAGGACGACUUGGCUUACUGCUUGGGCACAGCCCCCUGCUCCCUGGCCUUCCUGUCAAACAACCCACUCAGCCUGCGUUGCCCAGCUGCCACUGAAGCACUUGAAGACUCCGUCUACUGGCAGUACCAGGACCUCAGCCAGCCUCAGACCAAACCCCGAACCUUCAUCGGACCCGGGCACUUGAGGGUGUACCGUGGGCCAAUGGGCAAACUGGGAAGCCGAGCUAAACUACGGAGAGGCUCCUUGAUCAUGAACAAGGCGGAGACCUCAGACACGGGCCUGUACCUGUGCAAGUCGGCUGAUUCCAUCCUAGCCGCCUACCAGGUGGAUGUGCAGGACUCGUCUCUGCUUUACGUGUCCCACCAAGGGCUGGGGGAGAGCACAAUGUCAAACUGGAGCCUGAGGGUGAACUUGGGCUCUUCCCAGUACAUGGUCCGGCUCUACACCCGCUGGGGACCAUGGCAGGACUGUGACCGAUGCAAGGUGAUGGGGGAGCAGAAGAUGGUGGGCUUCUGCUACGCCAAGCUUAGCGAGAUCGACAAGGAUGAGGAAGAGGACGAGGAACUGGAGGUAAAUGGCGCCACCUUGCCCUGCGGCCUAAUGGAGCUGCACAUUGUGCAGUCCUUGCCCCGGCGCGGCGCCGAGCUCCACUACCAGAUGUGCCGCGAGCCGUGCGAGAAGGAGGAAAUACCAACGGAGAUCGUAGCCAAUCUGUUGCCGGAGAUUGGCGAUUGGUGGUGGUCGGGUCGGGAGACUGCGUUCAACUGGAUGAAGCCUCGCAUGCUACUGCAGACGGUGUACCUCGACAUCCACGACAACGCCCGGAUGACAUGCCCGGGUGCGUCGGUGUACACGCCCGUUCUAUGGCAGCGCGACUCCACAUUCAUCACCCGUGGUGGCAACUGUAACGGGUCUCACCAGUUGGACGACACCACGGGCGGCGGCAUCUACCAAAUCGAAAGCGUGAAGCCCUCCGACCGCGGCAUCUACCGCUGCUGGGUGCAUGGGCAUUGGGUCGCCUCCUUCCACCUCGAGACGCCCGAGCUGCCAGUAGUACGCCGCCGCGUCACCUGGCAACUGCUCAACGGCAUGAGAAUCUUGGUCGGCACGAUCGCCAUGGUCUUCGUGAUCAGCGCCGUGGCUGAGACACUGUACGCCUGCUUGUUUGAGAUCUUCUAG
Molecule: messenger RNA, 1254 nt
Organism: Amblyraja radiata (thorny skate)
Lineage: Eukaryota; Metazoa; Chordata; Chondrichthyes; Rajiformes; Rajidae
Product: protein FAM187B-like
Exons: 1
Coding region: 1-1254 (417 amino acids)
Source: RefSeq, a predicted model, not a curated record